This is a messenger RNA of Drosophila mojavensis, 2366 nucleotides long. RefSeq names its product beta-galactoside alpha-2,6-sialyltransferase 1 (gene SiaT). The transcript is spliced from 7 exons. The coding region runs from base 811 to 2187 and encodes 458 amino acids. The record is from RefSeq and is a predicted model, not a curated record. Lineage: Eukaryota; Metazoa; Arthropoda; Insecta; Diptera; Drosophilidae. Gene Ontology annotation, molecular function: sialyltransferase activity.
GGGCCAGGCAGGCAGAGCGAGCAGGUGUUGCCUCUGUGUGGCAGUGGCAGUGGCAGUCGCUGUGACUGUGACUGUGCCGCAGAUUCAGAUACGUUUCGACACGCGAAAGGGAAAGUUCGUGCAGCGCAGCUACGCAGCCGGCCAAGACAUCGACUGUCUGAACGGGCAACUGGCAGCGGCCACAUGCCACAGUUGCGUGCCUCAUAGCCAAGUCCAAGUGCGUGUGUGUUGGAUUGUGUGUAAAAGUGUCCAAAUAUUUGCAUAGGCCACACGGAUAAAGGUGCACGCUAACGAGCUGAUGGUCAACUGGGCCCCAAAAGGUUUUUACAGCUGCGGUUUAUUUUGGCCCCACUCAUCAGCAAACGAAACACAAUUAUCUAUAUAAACACGGCCACAUAUCACAUUCAUUGACUCACUAACGAGCAAGUCAAAUCGAAGCUAAUUGACUUUAUUUAACUUUCAAUCGUGACCCUGUACAUGUCCCUUGGCUCUCUAUAUAUAGCGAAGUCGAUUAGGUUAAUUAAUUGGCAAUCUAAAUAAACAAUUGCUCAAUAAGUUGGCUAAACGUUUGGCCAUAAAACGAGCAUUAAAUAAAUAAUUGAUAAGCCGCAAAGGCCAUUAAAAAACAGAACCAGAAGAAGAGGAGGAAAACUCUGCAGCAGUUUGCUAACUCAAUUGCCACGCACAGAUACAGAUACAGAUACAGAUACAAAUGUAUCUCGACAGUGAACGUGACUAAAAGAGAAUUAAGCAAAAGAAGAAGAAACUCAACUUUGCGUGCAAAAUAAAAGUAAAGGAAAUGCUUUAAAAAUGUUGCAUGUGUGGAGCAAAGAAGAAGAACGUGCCACGCUAAUCAGUGGCCUGCUGCUUGCUGCAUUAAUAAUUCAAUUGGCAGCGGCAGCGACACCGGCGUCGGCGUCGACGUCGCGAGCGUACAAAGCUCAGCGAGUGCACGAACCAAUUGAAGAGGCAGCGUAUGCUACAGUGGUGAGCAAGGCAUUAGUCAAGACGCGCAGUGCCGCAAUGCAGCGCCUGCCGCGCAGCGUUUUUCAUGUGCGCUGGAAUCCCAAUGAGAAAUUCAUUGUGGAGAGUCGCGAGAGUCCGGCCAUCAACUCGUCCAAGCUGGCGCCGCACCCACGCCUGAAGGUGUCCAAGAGCACGAAACUCACGCUCAGCCCCAAGCUCUAUCUGUGCCACGACAAGUACUCGAGCGAGUGCCACAAUAAGACGGCGUCCUUCCGGCGUCGCAUUGUGCAGAGCUUUGAGCGCUCGAUGAGCGAAUCGCUGAAUGAUUCGAAUCACUACAAUGUGGACUACAAGCCCGUCUUUGGCGACAGCUUCGAGGAGCAGUAUUAUCCCUCGAGCUGCCUGGUCAUGGAGGCGGGCGUGCGUGUGCUACGGCGCAAGGAUCCGCCGUUCAACAAGCUGCCCUUCGGCCGACUCUUUCCGCGCCAGAAACUCUUCCGCAAUGUGAAGAACAUCAAGACCUGUGCGAUUGUCUCCAGCGCCGGGUCGCUGGCGGGCUCCAAGCUGGGCCGGUUUAUAGAUAGCCACGAUAUUGUCAUGCGCUUCAAUAACGCGCCCACCCGCGGCCACGAGGCGGACGUGGGCAGCAAGACGACAAUUCGCGUGGUCAAUUCACAAGUGGUCACCAAGCCGGAGUUUGAUUUCGCUCAUGCGCCAAUCUUCCGGAACGUCACGAUCGCCGCCUGGGAUCCCGGCCGUUACAAUGGCACCCUCGAGGAUUGGCUAACCAGCGCCGACUACGAUCUGUUCACCAACUACGAGAUCUACAGACGUCGCUACCCCAAGUCGCGCGCCUUUCUCAUCGAUCCGCACUCCGUGUGGCGACUCUGGCAGAGCCUGCAAAUGUUUGCCGGCAAUCGAGCCAUACGUCGUAAUCCUCCCAGUUCCGGUUUCAUAGGCUUGGCUUUGUUACUUCCGCACUGCCCCCAGGUGGACUUUAUAGAGUAUGUGCCCUCGACGCGACUCAAUGGCCGCUGUCACUACUACAGCAAAGAGAUGAAUUCCGGCUGCACGUUUGGCUCGUGGCAUCCGUUGGCUGCCGAGAAGCUGAUGGCCUUGGAUAUGAAUGUGGCCGACGAUAUGUCCGUCUUCCAGUUUGGCAUCUUGCGCAUCCGCCGGCCGGAUAAGCUGCUCUGCGGCUUCAAUUUCUUUGGUUACUGAUGCCCCAGCGUCCAUUUCGUCCUGCAGGAUCCGCGGCGUCCAGUGACAAUCAAAUGUGCAUUUAAUCAAGCGGUUUUCACACACACACACACACACAAGUUUCAAGUGGCUGCAAUGAGUGUGAGUUGCGGCUGCUGUUAGUAAAUAUUUGCGAUCAAUAAAUAAUUUAUUUGCCUAUA